GUUGUUAUACCUGCUGAAGUACCAAGGUAGUAGUUUGUAGUUCAUGUAAGGAUAGGUAAGGUAAGAAGUGCCCAGCUGAGUCCAUAGGCAAGGUACCGAGACCACUUAGCCUGCCGUCGAAGUGCCUCAGGCAUGGGGGUGGAAGGACGUCACCAAACACAUAGCGUCGCUACGAAGUAGGAACCUCACUCGGGCAGGUCUGAGGUGGGCAUCCAUAUCCAAAUUCACUACCUAAAGUUGGUGCUGAUCGGAAAAACUUUCAGUGGAUCCGGCCCGCGAACCUCCACUGUUCGCGCCAAAUUUCAAACAGAGCCGUCAGCUUUUUCUGCGCGUGCCCAGCCCAGCCGCCGAAGCUACCAACUGUGAUCUGGUUCUGGUUUUGUGAUACUGCUCCGAUCCGCGCCCAUACAUCAUCGGCUUCCCGACUCCCUUCAAUCCCGCAUCGACGGCUUCACUUCUACUCGCCCCCCGCUACGCCGAUCCCCUUCAAUAACACAUAGACUUCGCAAUGUCGGGUCCAAUUCCAUCAAUGGCUCCAGGCCAGCCAACCUACGUACCUGUCGACUCUUCCUCUGGCCUCUGGGAGCGGUUAACACAUUGGGCCUCUGAGAACAAGACUGUCGUCUACACCAUUGCAGGUGUUGGUAUUGCUGUGACAGGUGCCGGUGUUAUUUACUACCUCAAUGACAACAGCGGCAAAGACACAACACCAAAGUUGAGCAAGAAGGAGAGGAGAAAGCGAAAGGAAGCCGAUCGCAAAGCUGAUAAGGAAGUGCCCUCAAGUGGCCCCUCUCAACCCAAGCCUGCCUCUGCCUCUGCCGAGAGCGAGCCCGAGCUGCCCGAGGUCGACGAAGAAACUGUCUCCAGCCUCACCCAAGAACAGCGUGAAGAGUAUGCCGCCAAGCUGAAGCAGGCUGGCAACAAGGCCUAUGGCGAUAAGUCAUAUAACAAGGCUAUCGACCUCUACUCUAAAGCCAUUCUCUGCAAGGCCGACCCUGUCUUCUACUCCAACCGGGCAGCCUGCCACAGCGCAAUGAGCGAAUGGGACCAGGUUAUCGAGGACACCACUGCCGCUAUCAACAUGGAUCCUGAGUACGUAAAGGCCAUCAACCGCCGUGCUACUGCCUACGAGCACCAGAAGAAGUACUCCGAGGCCCUCCUCGAUUUCACGGCCUCAUGUAUCAUUGACAACUUCAAGAGCGAGUCUACGGCCCAGGCUGUCGAGAGACUUCUCAAGACUUUCGCCGAGCAAAAGGCCAAGGAGAUGAUGGCGUCCCGACCACCUAAGCUGCCCAGCCCCAUCUUUGUCGGCAACUACCUUCAAAGCUUCCGCCCUAAGCCUCGCCCCGAAGGCCUUGAGGACUCGGAAGAAUUGGACCCUGAUACUGGUAAGGGACAAGUGCAGAUUGGACUCCAAGCUUUGGAGAAGAAGACUGGCGAUGGCUAUGAAGAGGCUCGCCAGGCUUUCGAGAAGGCUCUAGAGCUCGGUGACCUGGGUGAGCACGAAGCGCUUGCUUAUAACAUGAGAGGUACAUUCCGGACCUUGCUAGGUAACCAUGCCGAAGCAACGCAGGAUUUCGACAAGAGCAUCGAGCUCGACCCCACCAUGACACAGAGCUAUAUCAAGCGUGCCAGCAUCAGCCUGGAGCUGGGCGAGCCUGACAAGGCCGAGGCUGAGUUUGCCAAGGCUCUCGAGCAGGAUAAGAACGACCCCGACGUCUACUACCACCGCGCUCAGGCCCAUUUCAUCAAAGGAGACCUUGCCGAUGCCCAGAAAGAUUACCAGAAGUCGAUUGACCUUGACAAGGACUUCAUCUUCUCCCAUAUCCAACUCGGUGUCACCCAGUACAAGAUGGGCUCAAUCGCUUCGUCCAUGGCUACUUUCCGACGAUGCAUUAAGAACUUCCCUAAAGUACCUGACGUCUACAACUACUAUGGAGAAUUGCUCCUCGAUCAGGGUAACUUCUCUGAAGCUGUUGAAAAGUUCGACACGGCUAUGGAGAUGGAAAAGCAGACUAAGCCCAUGUCAAUGAACGUUUUGCCCUUGAUUAACAAAGCACUGGCCCUGUUCCAGUGGAAGCAAGACUUUAAGGAAGCCGAGGCCCUUUGCCAGAAGGCCCUUAUCAUCGACCCGGAGUGCGAUAUUGCCGUCGCUACCAUGGCCCAGCUCCUCCUUCAACAGAACAACGUUCCUGCUGCUCUUAAGUAUUUCGAGCGCGCGGCCGAGCUCGCUCGAACUGAGGCUGAGAUUGUCAAUGCCUUGUCAUACGCCGAGGCAACCAGAACACAAGUUCAAGUCACAGAGAAGUACCCAAAGUUGGCAGCCAAGUUGGCGGGUGGCGCUGGGCCUGGUGGCCUUCGUAUGGGUCCCCAAUAAAUGUUGUACGAGAAAUAAACACCAAUCAAUGAAUGGCCAAGGCGUGUAAAGUGUACGAAUUAGGAGCAGACGAGAAAAAGGAUGGCGUUGAUUUAGGAUGGGACGCGGGACAUAACCAACCACACUCUGUCCACCGAGGGAGCUUACGCAGCUGCUUCCUCACCAGCAAGUAAGGUCCAAUGCUCUGCAGUUGGGAACUAUAAUGCACACAACUGAGCCCAAUUGUACCUGUAUAUAAUAAGUGCUUCUCUUAUGUUUUUCUUAAGCAUAUCGGAAAUUUUCGAGGUGAACGCAGGGCAGGUACUCAGCAGGCUUGGACAUCAUUUGCACUGGUACAUGGGAGGAAGAAAAAUGAGUCGUAUUUUUUUUUUCGUCACGCCCUGUCCGAUGACUUGAUGAAUAUGGUACUCAAAAUCACUAUGUAGACCGAUAUGAUUGAACAGCCUUUAAAGGCAUGACAUUAAUACCAUGAAUCUCUACUCCAGUAGCCUCAAUGACUCAAUGACGUUUUCUGGAUCGUGUUUCAACAU
This is a messenger RNA of Fusarium verticillioides 7600, 2907 nucleotides long. Its product is annotated as mitochondrial import receptor subunit tom-70. Gene Ontology annotation, cellular component: mitochondrial outer membrane. The record is from RefSeq and is a predicted model, not a curated record. Gene Ontology annotation, molecular function: protein-transporting ATPase activity; protein binding. The transcript has 3 exons. Lineage: Eukaryota; Fungi; Ascomycota; Sordariomycetes; Hypocreales; Nectriaceae. Bases 509 to 2377 code for a protein of 622 amino acids. Gene Ontology annotation, biological process: intracellular protein transport.